This is a messenger RNA of Cygnus atratus (black swan), 1522 nucleotides long. RefSeq names its product G protein subunit alpha z (gene GNAZ). Gene Ontology annotation, molecular function: G-protein beta/gamma-subunit complex binding; GTP binding; GTPase activity. Gene Ontology annotation, biological process: adenylate cyclase-modulating G protein-coupled receptor signaling pathway. The transcript has 2 exons. The record is from RefSeq and is a predicted model, not a curated record. Gene Ontology annotation, cellular component: heterotrimeric G-protein complex. Bases 444 to 1511 code for a protein of 355 amino acids. NCBI's taxonomy places the organism in Eukaryota, Metazoa, Chordata, Aves, Anseriformes, Anatidae.
CAGCAUCACCACAGCAACCAGAAAAUACAAUUAGAAGACGAGGGCUAGAGCAGAGAAGGUGAAAGUGCGGCUCCUUACCUUUGGACAGAAGGCAGAAAAAUAAUUAUGCAGAACAGAGAAGAAUAUUGGAUGGACCAAGCCAAACUGUGGCAAAGGGAAGUGUCCCUUCAGUAACAGGAAUGUGCCACUGUUUAUGCACUGGAAAGGGGAGUGCCAUGAGAUCUACUGAAGAGACUAUUUCUGUGGUUGCUUAUCUACACGUGUUUGCAUCCCUGCUGGAACUGAAUUAGGUGGUACAGGCCUCUUGGACCAGUAGGUAUUGGAUUUUUUCCGUACAAGGUGUACCUGGCACGAGAGCUGGAAGACGCCACAGAUCUUUCUUGGAGACGUGAAUAAACUGAGACAAUCUCCGGCCCUUCCCUUCUGUAACAGCCUGCUAUACCAUGGGAUGUAGGCAAAGCUCUGAGGAGAAAGAGGCAGCGCGGCGGUCUCGGAGGAUUGACCGCCACCUGCGCUCUGAAAGUCAGCGACAACGAAGAGAGAUUAAGCUCCUUCUCCUGGGUACCAGCAAUUCUGGGAAGAGUACUAUUGUAAAGCAGAUGAAAAUCAUUCACAGUGGUGGCUUUAACUUGGAGGCUUGCAAGGAAUACAAACCUCUGAUUAUCUAUAAUGCAAUUGACUCCCUCACACGCAUCAUUCGGGCUCUAGCCACCCUUAAGAUAGAAUUUCACAAUCCUGACAGAGCAUAUGAUGCUGUGCAGCUCUUUGCCCUGACGGGCCCAGCUGAGAGCAAAGGCGAGAUUACCCCCGAGCUUCUGGGAGUCAUGAAACGGCUCUGGGCAGACCCUGGUGUGCAGGAGUGCUUCUGUCGCUCCAACGAGUACCACCUAGAGGAUAAUGCUGCAUACUACUUAAAUGACCUAGAAAGGAUCGCAGCACUGGACUACAUCCCUACAGUGGAAGACAUUCUGCGUUCUCGGGACAUGACCACAGGAAUUGUAGAAAAUAAGUUCACCUUCAAAGAGCUGACUUUCAAAAUGGUGGAUGUGGGUGGACAGAGAUCUGAACGCAAAAAAUGGAUCCACUGUUUUGAGGGGGUUACAGCAAUAAUUUUCUGUGUGGAGCUGAGUGGAUAUGACUUGAAGCUGUAUGAAGAUAACCAAACAAGUCGAAUGGCAGAAAGUUUGCGUCUCUUUGAUUCCAUCUGCAACAACAAUUGGUUUAUCAACACCUCCCUCAUCCUUUUUUUGAACAAGAAAGAUCUGCUGGCAGAAAAAAUCCGGCGUAUCCCCUUAACAGUCUGCUUUCCUGAAUAUAAAGGCCAAAACACUUACGAGGAGGCAGCAGUCUACAUCCAGCGCCAGUUUGAGGACUUGAAUCGCAACAAGGAGACUAAGGAGAUCUACUCACACUUCACCUGCGCCACUGAUACCAGUAACAUCCAAUUUGUCUUUGAUGCAGUGACAGAUGUCAUCAUUCAGAACAAUCUCAAAUAUAUUGGCCUCUGCUAAGAAUCCUUGGG